AUGGCAAAAAUCAACACCCAGCACUCCUACCCUGGUAUGCACGGACUGUCUGUCAGAACUACUGAUGAAGAUAUUGAAAGGAUUGAAAAUGGCUGUAUCAGAACCCAUUCACUAUGCGAGGAUGUGUCUUCAGAACUGCAGAGAGUCAUUUCUGUGGACGGAAGACAUCUAUCUGAAUCCCAGGCCAACUCAUUCACAGGCCGGGGAGCAAUGGCAAGGCUAUCACGAUUUGUCAUAUCUGUGAGGUCAUGGGCCACAAGACAUAUGCACCAUGAAGAUCAAAGACCUGAUUCUUUCCUAGAACGUAUCCGAGGGCCGGAGCUCAUAGAGGUGUCCAGUAGGCAAAGUAACAUCCGCUCCUUUCUGGGUAUCCGUGAGCAACCUGGGGGAGUAAACAGUCACUGGCCCUUGGCCAGGUUUAACGUCAACUAUAGCAACAACACCAAUGAAGACAAAAAGGAAGAAAAGAAAGAGGUUAAAGAGGAGAAAAAAGAGGAAAAGAAGGAGGAAAAGAAGGAGGAAAAGAAAGAGGAAAAGAAAGAUGACAAAAAGGAUGACAAAAAAGAUGAUAAAAAAAAAGAAGAGAAGAAAAAAGAGAUCUUUGUGAUAGAUCCUUCAAGCAAUCUUUACUACAACUGGCUGACCAUAAUUGCAGCACCUGUGUUCUAUAACUGGUGUAUGCUAGUGUGCAGAGCCUGCUUUGAUGAGCUACAAGUGGACCAUAUUAAAUUAUGGCUGUUCUUGGAUUAUGGCUCUGAUAUCAUCUAUGUUCUUGACAUGUUUGUCAGAUUCAGGACAGGCUUCCUUGAACAAGGCUUGCUAGUUAAGGAUGAAAAGAAAUUACGAGAUCAUUAUACCCAAACUGCGCAGUUCAGACUGGAUGUGCUGUCUCUUCUGCCGACAGACCUGGCAUAUCUGAAGCUUGGUUUCAACUACCCUGAACUGCGAUUUAACCGCUUGCUGAGAAUUUCACGGCUGUUUGAGUUUUUUGACCGCACUGAAACCAGGACAAAUUAUCCAAACAUGUUUCGUAUUGGAAAUCUUGUCUUAUACAUUCUUAUCAUCAUCCACUGGAACGCGUGUAUAUACUUUGCAAUUUCGAAGCUCAUCGGAUUUGGAACCGACACUUGGGUCUACCCCAACGUGUCCAUUCCAGAGUAUGGGCGCCUGUCUAGAAAGUACAUUUACAGUCUGUACUGGUCAACGCUCACGCUGACAACCAUUGGAGAAACACCUCCUCCGGUGAAAGAUGAAGAGUACCUCUUUGUGGUCAUUGACUUCCUGGUGGGCGUGCUGAUCUUUGCUACCAUUGUUGGUAACGUGGGCUCCAUGAUUUCCAACAUGAAUGCCUCCAGGGCAGAGUUCCAGGCCAAAGUGGAUUCCAUUAAACAGUACAUGCAUUUCCGAAAAGUGACUAAGGAUUUGGAAGCCAGGGUUAUUAAGUGGUUUGAUUACCUGUGGACCAACAAGAAGACGGUGGAUGAGAAGGAAGUUCUCAAAAAUCUGCCUGACAAGUUGAAGGCUGAAAUUGCCAUCAAUGUCCAUUUGGACACGCUGAAGAAAGUGCGUAUAUUCCAGGAUUGUGAAGCUGGACUUCUCAUUGAGCUGGUGCUGAAACUGAAACCUACGGUCUUCAGUCCUGGGGACUACAUUUGCAAAAAGGGAGAUAUUGGGAGAGAAAUGUACAUUAUUAAAGAGGGAAAAUUGGCUGUGGUGGCGGAUGAUGGCAUAACCCAAUUUGUAGUCCUAAGUGAUGGCAGCUACUUUGGUGAGAUCAGCAUCCUAAACAUCAAAGGUAGCAAAUCUGGCAACAGGAGGACAGCCAACAUCAGGAGUAUUGGUUAUUCUGAUUUGUUCUGCUUGUCUAAAGAUGAUUUAAUGGAAGCCCUCACAGAAUAUCCAGAAGCCAAAAAGGCUCUGGAAGAGAAAGGGCGACAAAUUCUUAUGAAAGACAAUUUAAUAGAUGAGGAAGCAGCAAAAGCAGGAGCUGACCCAAAAGACUUGGAAGAAAAAGUAGAAAGACUUGAGACCGCUCUGGAUACGCUGCAGACUAGGUUUGCGAGGCUCUUGGCAGAAUACUCCUCAUCUCAACAAAAGGUGAAGCAGAGACUUGCCAGAGUAGAAACCCGAGUGAAAAAGUAUGGUAGUGGCACCUUAUCAGUUGGAGAAGCAGAAGCUGAAAAACCCGAGGAGGAGAAAAAGUAG
This is a messenger RNA of Charadrius vociferus (killdeer), 2205 nucleotides long. It is a transcript of the gene CNGA3, whose product is annotated as cyclic nucleotide gated channel alpha 3. Gene Ontology annotation, cellular component: plasma membrane; intracellular cyclic nucleotide activated cation channel complex. The coding region runs from base 1 to 2205 and encodes 734 amino acids. Gene Ontology annotation, molecular function: intracellularly cGMP-activated cation channel activity; protein-containing complex binding; cGMP binding. NCBI's taxonomy places the organism in Eukaryota, Metazoa, Chordata, Aves, Charadriiformes, Charadriidae. The transcript is spliced from 8 exons. Gene Ontology annotation, biological process: monoatomic cation transmembrane transport. The record is from RefSeq and is a predicted model, not a curated record.